Mytilus californianus (California mussel) is the source of this 1319-nucleotide messenger RNA. RefSeq lists its product as uncharacterized. Bases 12 to 1256 code for a protein of 414 amino acids. The record is from RefSeq and is a predicted model, not a curated record. NCBI's taxonomy places the organism in Eukaryota, Metazoa, Mollusca, Bivalvia, Mytilida, Mytilidae. The transcript has 4 exons. Gene Ontology annotation, cellular component: plasma membrane.
AGAACUUAGUAAUGAUCGUUGCACUCUUAGAAUUUGUAAUAGUUACCGGUUUAAAUAAACGAAAAGGGGUCAGUUUUUCAUUGAAUGCACCAAAUAAGAUACCAAUUCGUGGUUUCUUAUUAGAUGAUAAUGAUGACAAGGUUUUAUCUUCAAAAUUAAAAUCGAUUGAAAAAGUGAUAAAUUCCCAACAGGACCAAUUGAACAAAAUAAUAGCGGCUUCGAAUGAUAAUAUCCACAGCGUUUCUGCAAUUAAAUCCAAGCUCACAGAUCUAGGUAAAACCGUCAAUGGUUCGAUUGAAAAAGUGAUGGAUUUCCAACAGGACCAAAUGAACAAAAUAAAAGCAGAUUUGAAGGAUAGUAGCCAGAGCGUUUCUGUAAUUGAAUCAAGGCUCACAGAUCUUAUUAAAGCAGUCCAUGGUUCGAUUACAAAAGUGAAGGAUUCCCAAAAGGACCAAUUGAACGAAAUCAUAGCAGCUACAAAGUAUAAUAACAACAGCGUUUCUGCAGUUAAUUCAAAGCUCACAGAUCUUAGUAAAGCAGUACAUGGUUCGAUUAAAAAAGUGAAGGAUUCCCAACAGGACCAAUUUAACAAAAUAAUAGCAGCUUCGAAGGAUAAUAGCAACAGUGUUUCAGCAGUUAAAUCAAAACUCACAGAUCUUAGUAAAGCGGUCCAUGGUUCGAUUAAAAAAGUGAAGGAUUCCCUACAAGACCAAUUGAACAAAAUAGUAGCAGCUUUGAAGGAUAAUAGCAACAGCGUUUCUGCAGUUAAAUCAAAGGUCACAGAUCUUGGUAAAGCGGUCCAUGGUUCGAUUAAAAAAGUGAAGGAUUCCCAACAGGACAAAUUGAACAAAAUAAUAGCAGCUUCGAAAGAUAAUAGCAACAGCGUUUCUGCAAUUAAAUCCAAGCUCACAGAUCUUAGUAAAGCUGUCAAUGGUUUGCAAAAAGCAACAGCCCAACUGGCUGGUCCGGCUAGUGAUGGUUACAUUGGAUGUUACUUAGAUGAUUCUCGGAGACAUCUCAAGCAUAGAAUAAAGUACUUUGGGAACUCUAUAACUUUGGUAAAAUGUCGUGAACAUUGCAAAGGCUAUAAAUACACGGGUUUGCAGAAUAGUGACCACUGCCUUUGUGGAAAUAAAUUAACAAACAAAAAGUAUCCAAGGGUACCAGAAUCUAAUUGUAACGCAGCAUGUCGUGGAGAAUCGAAUCGAAAAUGUGGAGCAGCCUGGAGAAACUCGAUAUAUUUAGUCAAACCAUAAGCGAGAUGAGAAAUACAGAAAAGAUGCAGAAGAUCAGCAUCAAAAUAAAAUAAUACACUUCAA